This is a messenger RNA of Syngnathus typhle (broad-nosed pipefish), 4379 nucleotides long. It is a transcript of the gene ppp4r3a, whose product is annotated as SMEK homolog 1, suppressor of mek1 (Dictyostelium). Bases 899 to 3361 code for a protein of 820 amino acids. The transcript is spliced from 15 exons. The record is from RefSeq and is a predicted model, not a curated record. Gene Ontology annotation, cellular component: nucleoplasm; protein phosphatase 4 complex. Gene Ontology annotation, biological process: protein dephosphorylation; DNA damage response. Gene Ontology annotation, molecular function: protein phosphatase activator activity. Lineage: Eukaryota; Metazoa; Chordata; Actinopteri; Syngnathiformes; Syngnathidae.
GCUGUGCUGGAAACCCCGUAUAGCCUGUUGGGGCUCAAGAUGGCUGAAUACUCACGGGGGACUGUUAGCAAAUAUCCGAGCAAGACAUCGGGAAUGAAUGGCAAAUAGCAAUGCGGUGUAAAGCAAAACCCUCGAAGUAAUUUGACGCUCACGACUAGUUGCUUUGCAUUAUUUUUGGCAUGUAUAAGUACCAGAAAGGAGAGAGUUUUCUCUCCGCGGCCCCGAGCCAGAACAUGGCGGAACACUUUGGGAAGAAAUAGCAGCUAGCGCUAGCCAGCUGGCGCAUUAUUGAGUAACAUUGUUUAGCAUCAAAACAAACGAUCAGUACUGCCCGCAAGUGUGAGAAUAAUGUUUUCGGUGUGCAGCUGGGGUCAUUUUGCCUUAACACGGUCAAUAUACGAAUUGCUCGGAUUUGGUUUACGAGGAGGCAAGUCAACUCGUUAGCUUUGCUAUUCGCUAACGUUGCGUGUGUGUGUUGAGCGCAACUAACAACGGGGAGAGUGUUUGGGGGAUAAUUGGUCGACUUUUGGAUUUAUUCUCCCAAAUAAGGGCACGUAAUUCAUGUCACCAUUGCGUGGUGUUGAUGUGUAAACUCCCACCACGUCCGCGUUGUAUAUUUAACAUGUUUUGUUGUUAUUACUCAUCACGUUGGCUUUUAUGUAAUACCCGGUGAUAAAAAUCUUUUGGUGGAAAUCAUAUAGUGUAAAAUACAUUGGUGUGAAUAUAGAGCUGCACUUGUGACGGAGGAAUUGUCAGGUCAUCUGACAAGCUCGAUUGGUGGACCCGGUCCGAGAGGUGAAUUGGACGUUGUGGCGUUACUAAGGUGAAGCAGGUACCCCUGUAACAGCCCAUCACGGGUUGGGUGGAAGGUGGGGACCGCUCACGACCACCUGCCAGGAUGACGGACACUCGACGAAGAGUCAAAGUUUAUACCCUCAAUGAGGACAGACAGUGGGACGACCGCGGUACCGGACACGUCUCUUCCGGGUAUGUGGACCGACUGAAGGGGACGUCUCUUGUGGUGCGAGCCGAAAGUGACGGUUCUCUACUACUGGAGUCCAAAAUAAACACAAACACAGCAUACCAGAAACAGCAGGAUACGCUGAUCGUGUGGUCAGAGGCUGAAAACUACGAUUUGGCCCUCAGCUUCCAGGAGAAAGCCGGUUGCGAUGAAAUCUGGGAGAAGAUUUGCCAGGUGCAAGGAAAGGACCCGUCUGUGGACAUCACCCAAGAUGUUGUGGAUGAGCUGGAAGAGGAACGCUUCGAUGACAUGUCAUCGCCCGGUUUGGAGCUGCCGCCGUGCGAGUUGACUCGUCUGGAGGACUUGGCGGAGCUGGUGGCCUCCUCGCUGCCUUCGCCGCUGCGGCGCGAGAAACUGGCGCUGGCCGUCGAGAACGAGGGCUACAUCCGCAAACUCCUGGAACUGUUCCGCGUGUGCGAGGAUCUGGAGAACCGGGAGGGACUGCACCACCUCUACGAAAUCAUCAAAGGCAUUUUUCUACUCAACCGCACGGCGCUCUUCGAGGUCAUGUUCUCGGACGAGUGCAUCAUGGACGUCAUCGGCUGUCUGGAAUUUGACCCGGCGCUCCAGCAGCCGCGGCGGCACCGCGAGUUCCUCACCAAAACGGCCCGCUUUAAGGAGGUGAUCCCCAUCUCGGACCCUGAACUGCGUCAGAAAAUCCACCAGACGUAUCGGGUGCAGUACAUUCAGGACAUGGUGCUGCCCACGCCCUCCGUCUUUGAGGAGAACAUGCUGUCCACCCUGCACUCCUUCAUCUUCUUCAACAAGGUGGAGAUUGUGGGCAUGCUUCAGGACGAUGAGAAGUUCCUGACAGAUCUUUUUGCACAGCUAACAGACGAGGCGACAGACGACGACAAAAGACACGAGCUGGUUAACUUCCUGAAGGAAUUCUGCGCGUUCUCACAAACAUUACAACCUCAAAACAGAGAUGCCUUCUUCAAGACACUGUCGAAUAUGGGCAUUCUUCCCGCGCUGGAGGUCAUACUGGGAAUGGAUGACGUUCAGGUGCGGGGGGCGGCCACCGAUAUCUUCUCUUAUCUGGUGGAGUACAACCCCUCCAUGGUGCGGGAAUUUGUUAUGCAGGAGUCUCAGCAAAAUGAUGACGACAUCCUACUGAUCAACCUCAUCAUCGAACACAUGAUCUGUGACACGGACCCCGAGUUGGGAGGGGCCGUGCAGCUGAUGGGUCUGCUCCGAACCUUGGUGGAUCCAGAGAACAUGCUGGCUACUGUGAAUAAAACGGAAAAGACGGAGUUUCUCAGCUUCUUCUACAAGCACUGCAUGCACGUCCUGUCAGCUCCGCUACUGGCCAACACCACCGAGGAGAAGCCGAGCAAAGAUGACUUCCAAACCUCGCAGUUGUUAGCGCUCAUUCUGGAACUGCUCACCUUCUGCGUGGAGCACCACACCUAUCACAUCAAGAACUACAUCAUCAACAAGGACAUUCUCAGGAGGGUCCUGGUGCUCACAGCAUCCCAGCACGCCUUCUUGGCACUAUGUGCCCUGCGCUUCAUGCGGAGAAUCAUUGGUCUGAAAGACGAAUUCUACAACCGCUACAUUAUGAGAAACUUCCUCUUUGAGCCCGUGGUGAAGGCCUUUCUCAAGAACGGCUCGCGUUACAAUCUCAUGAACUCGGCCAUCAUCGAGAUGUUUGAGUAUGUCCGUGUGGAGGAUGUGAAAUCUCUCACCGCUCACAUCAUUGAGAAUUAUUGGAAGGCUCUGGAGGACGUGGACUAUGUCCAGACCUUCAAGGGCCUCAAGCUGCGCUACGAACAGCAGCGCGAGAGGCAGGACAACCCCAAACUAGACAGCAUGCGCUCCAUCCUGAGGAACCACCGGUUCCGUCGCGACGCACGCACGCUGGAGGAUGAGGAGGAGAUGUGGUUCAACACGGACGAGGAAGACCUCGAGGAUGGCGAGGCUGUCGUGCGUCCCUCGGAAAAGAUGAAGAGCGAGGAGGACCUCAUGGAGCCUAUUAGCAAAUUCAUGGAGAGGAAAAAAUUGAAAGACACUGACGACAAGGACGUUCUGGGGAAGUCGAGCUUGUCGGGCAGGCAGAACCCGAGCUUCAAACUCUCUUUCUCCGGCGCCACCAAAACCAGCCUGUCAAGCCCGCCGUCGUCCGGCUCCCCGAACCCCGGUUCUCCCGGCUCACCGGAGUCUCCAAGCUCGGGAACGCGGAGCUCAGGUGCCACGCCAGCGGUAACCACAAAGGGGGGAUUAGUGGGACUGGUGGACUAUCCCGAUGACGACGAAGACGAGGAGGAGGACGAGGAGGAGGACGGCGAGAGUAAAGACGACCCCCUGCCGCCUUCGAAAAAGUCCAAACUGAACUCCUAAAAGACACGCCGCCAUUUCCUCUUUGCGCUCCAGUCAGACGUUUUCAGCAAUUUCUUCUUCACACGGGAACGAUCAACCCUCAACAAACGGAACGAACGAAAAGCCGCACUCUGCCGCCGCCGCCGGAGGAGACGGGACGCCAACGGAUUCUUCCUCCUCCUCACCUUUGAUCAGCCCGAUUCAAACAAGUGCCAAUCAUACGAGCGGGAGGGAACCGCGUCUUGACGGGAUGGACGUCAAGUCGAGGCGGAGGAAUGGCCGCGCAGUGAGACAAGCGCUGGAAAAGACCACAUGAAAAAAAAAAAAGAAAACAAAAAAAAACAUGUAUAUGCAGACUGAAAUCCCCCAAGAGCUAGCGCACUUGGAUCAUAAUCCCACUGAACACCCCCCCCCCCCCCACUCAGGGAAGGACAUCAUUUGGCCAAAUGGUUCAGCCAAUUCAGACCCAAACACUCAAAGCCCUCUCGAGAAUCUUCUUCUCGUUCUUUUCUUCCUCUCCUCCUCGUCCGUUGCGUUCGUGUUCUUUAAGUUAGCAUCGAGGACCAGAUAAAAGAAAGCCGUCUUGUAGUUUGAUCAUGUCAUCAGUGUUGUCGUUCUCCGGCAGAUGUUUGGUUUUUCGAAGAGGAGAAAGGAGGGGGAAAAAAAGCCAGCGUUUUAUUUCGUUUUCUCACUUUGUCUCACAAACCCUUCUCCUGUUGCUUUUUUUGUUUUUUUUUCCUCCCUCUUUACGUUUUUGUAAACGACGACAAAAAGAGACCUGCCUUUAAACGUUCAGGAUGUUUUCAGUCACUCUUGAACAGGUUUUUAAAGACCUCAGUAGGUGAGCUAGUUUUACCAUUUUUGCCCUUUGAAACUGCAGAUUUUUUGGAGAAAUUUGUAAUCCCGUCUUGAUUAAAGAUUGAGUGGAAUUCUAGAUAUGAUGUAUUUUGUCAUAUCUUCUCAUUUUUGUUUCCUUUUACAUGAGUGUACACUUAGUUGUUCGGAAUACUUGGGACCAUUAAAAAGAACUUUGCUGUAA